AUGGCGAUUUCAAAAAAUCCAUCCCUCCACCUCCACCUCCACCACCUCCUCUUCCUCCUCCUCCUUGCACCCGCCGUCAACUCCAUCGGCGUCAACUACGGAACCCUAGGCGACAACCUCCCGCCACCAGCUACAGUAGCCCACUUCCUCAAAUCCGACACCAUCAUCGACCGCAUUAGAAUCUUUGACGUGAACCCAGAUAUGAUAAAAGCGUUCGCCGGCACCGGCAUCCUCGUCUCCGUCACAGUCCCCAACGGUGACAUCCCUUCUCUCACUGAUCCCUGGAACGCCCGCCGGUGGGUCAAUGCCAACAUUAAACCCUUUUACCCCGCCACCAAGAUCCACUAUAUCUGUGUCGGCACCGAGGUGCUCCACUGGGGUCCACAGAGCAUCGUCGACAACCUCGUUCCGGCGAUGAGAGUACUUCACUCUGCACUCGUUAAAGCUGGUAUUACAGAAAUAAAGAUUUCUAGCCCGCAUUCGCUAAGUAUACUUUUUUCAUCAAUCCCUCCGAGCAACGCGUCUUUCCGACAUGGUUGGGACGUCGGCAACCUCGCUCCGAUGCUCCGGUUCCACCGUGAAACGAAAUCGGCGUUCAUGGUUAACCCGUACACGUAUUACGGGUACUCACCGGAGAAUCCGAACUUUUAUCUCUUCAAACCCAACAAAGGACUAUUCGAUAAAGUCACCGGAAAACGGUACACCAAUCAGUUCGAUUUACUAAUGGACGCUGUUUACGUUUCGAUGAAGAAACUUGGGUACCCAGAUGUUGAUAUUAUAGUGGCGGAGACAGGGUGGCCGUCGGGCGGAGACCCGCAAAACACCCACGCGAAUCCGUGGAAUGCGGCGGCGUAUAACGGUGGUGUUAUACAGAAAGUCGACUCCGGCGUCGGAACGCCAUUGAUGCCUGGACGGAAGUUCGAAACCUACAUUUUUUCGUUGUUUAAUGAGAAUCUAAAAGGGCCAUCGUUGGAUGAGAAGAAUUUCGGGUUGUUUCGACCCGAUUUCACUCAAGUUUAUGACAUCGGAAUUAGACACGAAUCACAGUCAAAGACCCCAUCACCAAAGCCAUCAACACCAACACCAACACCAAGAGCACCAACAUCAUCUCAAGGCAAGAGUUGGUGUGUGCCUAAACCAGAUGCGACUGAUGUUGCACUUCAGUCCAACAUCGAUUACAUUUGCAGUAAUGGCAUCGAUUGUAGCCCCACACAGCCUGGUGGGGCUUGCUUUAUGCCAAAUACUAUUCGAGCUCAUGCAUCAUUCCUCAUGAAUUCUUAUUAUCAAGCAAAGGGACGCCACAACUUUGAUUGUGACUUUGCAAACACCGGAGUCAUAGCAUCUUCUGAUCCUAGUAAUGGUCCAUGUAAAUAUAUUUCUUAAGCUUGUACGGUGUGUGAUGAACUCAUGGAACUGUAUGUAGGCAACAACGAUGAAAUGAGGAACUAUAUUGGGUUCUUUUUGAUAAGUUGGAAAUUGUGGUAACAUUUAAUCUGUUGAUAUAUGAUUAUAUUUGUACUGAAAUGUAUUACAGUGGAGGAACUAUCUAAUAUGCAUGCUUAUUUAGUUUAAAUAAUUUGGUUGUGAGGUAAUUAGCAUAGUAUUAGAACAACUUUCGGAACUAAG
Messenger RNA from Lactuca saligna, 1626 nucleotides. The record is from the annotation of a GenBank genome assembly. NCBI's taxonomy places the organism in Eukaryota, Viridiplantae, Streptophyta, Magnoliopsida, Asterales, Asteraceae.